Acipenser ruthenus (sterlet) is the source of this 5608-nucleotide messenger RNA. RefSeq names its product BTB/POZ domain-containing protein KCTD16-like. The transcript has 2 exons. Gene Ontology annotation, molecular function: protein binding. Lineage: Eukaryota; Metazoa; Chordata; Actinopteri; Acipenseriformes; Acipenseridae. The coding region runs from base 1408 to 2703 and encodes 431 amino acids. Gene Ontology annotation, cellular component: postsynaptic membrane; presynaptic membrane. The record is from RefSeq and is a predicted model, not a curated record. Gene Ontology annotation, biological process: regulation of G protein-coupled receptor signaling pathway; protein homooligomerization.
UAGGAUACUGUAGGCUACGUAAGUAAAAAUCAAAUAUACUGUUAUGUGUUUAAUAAAGGUUUGAAUCGCAGUUACAGUAACUGGGGCACAUGAGCUAGUUAUACUUUUGUAUUUUUUUUAAAUUUUAUUAUUUGCUGUUAAACAUUCUCCUAGCGCUGUAUCCUUUCUCCUAAAAAUGUUCCUAUCUGGUGUUAAUAGAAUAUGUAACACAGCCCACAGAAAGAAGGAAAAACACAGCAAACACGAGGAGGCAGGGUUAUUUUUUAUAGCAUUUUCCUUUAAGAUGAUGUAAGAGUUUAUUCCCCAGGAUGGUUUCUCCUGGCAUUGCUCAAGCAACAGCAACUGAACCGCUUUUAUAGACCUCGGUACCACCCUGCUCAGCUCCCAGAGCGUCAGCGCAGCUCCGCGCAGAACUCCAGCUAUCUCUGCAGAGCAAGGCUGCCACAUCUGCUAUUUCUAUCACAGCGCUGGCCCCGCGAGCAACAUGCGUUGAUGCUUUUAACACAGGAUGCGCGUGGAGGUAUCAACUUUGAUCAGUUUUGGAGAGAAUUAAGGAGAGAAUUAAGGAAGUGUUGUUUUUUUUCAAGGUGGUAUUCCAUAUCAUUGGAAUACCUAGUGUGCCAUUCUUUGAAGUUAUUUGGGACCAGUCGAGAUCCAUGUGAAUGAAGACGAGAUUAUUGCUAUUGUAUGGAAGCAUCCCUGUUCAAGGACUAUCUAAUUUAUAAAAAAGCAAAAGAAAAGCUUUUUUUAACGGGAAAUAUUUAACAAGAUCUUACAGCACUAAGGUGAGCAUGUCUGAUUACCGGGUUGUAUGCUUUAGUGGUUAUUGCAGAGGAAAAAACGACAAGAGAACAAACAACUCCCGCUUUUUUUAAGUCCUGGUGAUUUAUAUUUAUAAAAUUUAGCGUCUGCUCACUGACGCUUUUUGAGUAAUCGUUUUUUACUCAUUUGGUUGCUGUUGAGUGAAUAUAGAUGUAGAGCAGCUGAUAUCAGUUUAUAGGGGACAGAACAUUCAUUUUCACAAUUAAAUGGGCAAAACCUUUUACAGUAUUUUUAUUUUCUUUUUUAUCAUGAACUUUUUUUAAAAAAGUGCAACUAAUAAGUGCAAUUAAUUGAUACAUUGAUAUUUUGUGUGUGACGUCGAAUUAUUUAAAAAAACGUUUCAGACACUCACAGCUGGACUAACCAUUCCAUUGGACAUUGCAGAUUAUGCUAUGAGGAGAUUGAUGUGUGUUUUGUGUGCCUAGUGCUUUCCCCCAAACAACAGAUCGCACACUGUUCUAACCUAGUGAUCUUUUUUUAAGAGAAUAAAAACCGAGUGGUGCUUUUUUUUUUUUUUUUUUAAACGUGCCUGAUACAUUUGUCCAAGUUUUCUGUGUAGACACCGGCUCGAAGAUUUUUGUGUGUAUGACUGAAACGAUGGCUUUGAGUGGGAACUGUAGGACUUACCCUCCGACAAAAGAACAGGGGUCUGUUCAGAAUUCUUUCCCCGAUGUUGUAGAGCUUAAUGUGGGUGGGCAAGUCUACUUCACCCGCCAUACCACCCUAAUUAGCAUCCCCAACUCCCUACUUGGAAAAAUAUUCUCCCCGAAAAAGGAUCUCACCAAUGACUUGGCAAGGGACACCAAGGGACGAUACUUCAUUGACAGGGACGGGUUUUUAUUUCGUUACAUAUUGGACUAUCUCAGAGACAAGCAAGUGGUUCUCCCUGACCACUUCCCGGAGAGAGGAAGGCUGAAAAGAGAGGCGGAAUAUUUCCUGCUGCCCGAGCUGGUCAAAAUCUUGACCCCUGAUGACCUUAAGCAAAGCCCAGAUGACCUAUUUCAUAGUGACUUCGAGGAGGCAUCGCAAGGCAGCGAUCAAAGGAUAUGCCCACCGUCUUCAUUAGUGCCGGCUGAUAGGAAAAAUGGCUUUAUUACGGUGGGAUACAGAGGGUCUUGCACCAUGGGCCGAGAGAGCCAAGCUGAUGCCAAGUUCCGAAGGGUGCCGAGAAUCUUGAUUUGUGGAAGGAUAGCUUUAGCCAAGGAGGUCUUUGGGGAUACCUUGAAUGAGAGCAGGGACCCGGACAGGCCACCUGAGAAGUAUACAUCCAGGUUUUAUCUCAAGUUCAAACACCUGGAACGAGCUUUUGACAUGCUGUCAGAGUGUGGAUUCCUGAUGGUUGCCUGUAAUUCUUCAGUGACAGCAUCCUUUGUCAAUCAAUACACGGAAGACAAGAUUUGGUCCAGCUACACAGAAUAUGUCUUCUACCGUGGUCCUUCCCAGUGGACGCCCCCUCACUGUGAUUGCUGCUGCACAACCAACAAGGUAGACCAUGAAGGGGAGAGUGGGACGUCCUUCAACGAACUCUCCACCUCCAGCUCCGAGAGCCAAUCCGAGGCAAGCUCUCCGCAGGAAACAGUCAUCUGCGGGCCGGUAAGCCGCCAGCCCAACAUCCAGACUCUCGACCGGCCCCUAAAGAAAGGCCCCGUGCAGCAGCUCCAGCAGUCCGAGCUGCGCCGGAAGAGCGACCUGCUGAGGACUCUGACCAGCAGCUCCCGCGAAUCCAACAUUGGCAAAAAGAAACCCGCCAAGGAAAAGCUGACCAUGGAGGAAGAGCUGGAGAAAUGCAUUGAGGAUUUCCACAAAAUCAAAAUUCCAGACAGAUUCCCGGAGAGAAAAUACAUGUGGCAAUCUGACCUCCUUAGGAAAUACCGUCUUUGAAACAAAUAAUAAUAAUAAAAAUAAUUUAAAAAAAUAUAUAUAUACCUGUAUAUUAAAAUAAAAAGAGCAUACAGUAUAUAAGUAUAUGUAUACAUGCUACUGCCUCAGACACUGUUAUAUUCUUAGUAACAUUUCUCUGUGGAUAGGAAAUGCUUGAAUAGAAACUGUAUUGUUCACCUUGAAAUUACACUCACAGGGUAUCUUCCACAUGAAAGCACACAUGUCUGGCUUUCAUUUAUCAGCUUUCUUUAAUACAAGUACGUAUAACACUAAAGGGCACAGUGUAUGUGUGUGAGUUUACCUGAGGCUUCCAUAUCCCCUCCCUUUAUUGCUAAUUUAUAACUUCAUGGGGUUUUAUACACCCCCUCUCCCUCCUCUUUUACUGCAUGCCAAUAGUGCAAAGAAAUAAUUGACUGUUCGGAUGCCACAGUGGUCUGUGAUAAAUGUACAUCCUCUAUAAAUAAUUCAUCUUGUCCCAACCAUGCACUUUCUAAAAAUAUCAGCUGCUUAUGUGAAAUUGCUGGCUGCUUCAUAUUCACUAUUUUUGUAGAAUGAUGAAGAGUGGUUUGUAACACUGAAAAUGUAUGUCAUUUGUGUAUUUCCUCUCGGGCCUGGGGAAAACCUCAUUUAGACCUUGCAAACGAGCCAUGUGAACGAGCCUCUGUCACUUUCCUUUCAAAUGUUUCAAAAUCAUAAACCAGCUGUGCUGUCCAUGUCAUAUUAUACAGUUGUGUCCAUGAGUGUUGACACCAUGUGGUUUGAGACAGUCAGCGAAUCCUGUAGCUGCCUGAAGGCACUGUGACAAGUGAAUGAAAAAGUGAUUCACUUAGAAUGACAUCAUAACAACACAUAAUAGUUUUGUACCAUAUGUCCAAAAUAAAAAUGAACAAUAAUACAUUUAUUAAAGUCGGUUACACUUUACUUUGUAUUUUAUUCUUAACAAUUAUGUCAAGCAUGUGUUAUAGAAGAGCUAUUAUCUUUAAUAAUUAAUACAAUGCUUCAAGAUUGUAAAAAAACACUUAUAACGGAUACCUAAACUAAAUUGUGACCUAAAAGGUUUUGUUUUUUGUUUUUUUUUGUAAGUACUGACAUUCAUUAAUCUUUAUUAAAAUUUGGUAUGACCACAUUUCCACUGUUAUAAACAGUUUCAACAGCUCAAUAUCCUGGGCUAUGAGCCAAUCUUGAUGCUUCCACCCCAGUUUUAAAAACACUGAAUCCAAAAUCAACUGUUAUUGCAGACAACAUAUAGGGAUAAUAUUCACCCAUAACUAUAAAACACUGAAGGAUAGACUACAAAAAAAAAAUAAUAAUGUGAAUAAUCCUUGACGAGCAUCAUUGAGAAAGACUUCUUGGGGAUCAAUAUAAAACUGAAUGGGAUGUCGAUACUUAUGGGCACACCUUGUAUAAGAGUUUAUGACCAAAUGAAAACAACCCCCAGCUGAAAAUCCUACAGAUACUGUAUGAAAAGCUUGCUGGCUAGAGCUCUGGGAGGCAGUGAAGAAGGGCUUACGAUUGACUCUCCAGCUAUCCAUUGCAAGAGGACAUCUCUCUGAUCACAGACCUAGUACAAAUGUGACGAGGCUGGGUAUGACAGAGACCACACCAUCCUCAUAAAACGAAGCUCUUUUAAAACUGCAUACACGCAUACGCCUGCCAGGGCUUAGGCAGGACUUUAGCGUCAAAUUGAAAAUACUGUAAUCCAUAUGGGUUAGCUUUAGACCCAGCUAGAGCGAAAGUUUAUUCUUCCUCUACAGAAGGAUGAAAGCACUUUAAUACGCUGCUUAUAGACAUCCCUAGGAGUGAGGUCAAGAGAUAGUUGAGCUCAAUUAUAGUGGCCACAAGUGCGGCGUUUCUGAAUUGGUGAAUGGUGUUAACAUGCUUGAACUUGUGUGUUCCCUCCUCAUUUCCCUAUCUGGUCUGCACAUCAAAAAACUAAAAAAGUGAAAUGCUGAAGUGAAUUCUCGAAUUCUGAAAGGGAGCGCUUUAUUUGUGUCACAGAUGUAUACAAAUUACUUAAGGUGAACGUAUGUAACUGACAGAGGCUUUGCAUUAACCUGUGAAUCAUUUGAUUCCUUUUUUUUUUUUUUCUUCAAACUGGUUCACGGAAACAGAACAGCAUACUAAAGGGAAACAAGAAAAACAGGCCUAAUCAUAAUGUAUUGGAAAUCUUUAAGAUGAGAUUUAGCUCAUGCUUAAGACUUACGGCUGUUUCUUGUUUCAUAAAACUGCUGGAGCCUCAACAGCUGCAGCCCCUCCAAACAGAUACAAGGCCUCCCUUUCAAACAAACGCUACUGUGUUUAAGUUUGAAUACGUCCUGUUAAAAUUAUAAACCAUAAAACCAACUGCAGCAAAACAGUAUAAAGAAUUGCACAAAUUGCAUUAAACUUUUGCCAGCACUAAAACUGGUCACUUGAUUCCAUUUGAUUCAUUUUAGUUACCCACACCUUGUGUGGGUAAGAUGUUAGCACAGUGUAGUUAAUACAUUCUUCAGAUUAUCCGUCCGUUUCUGUGAUGCUGUAUAAAAAGUUAAGCACAAAAUGUGGAUUGUGUCAGCUAAUGUUUCUGUACAAUGUAUCCUUUUGUUGGGGUAAAGGCUGUACUACAUCAGUGGGAAUGUCUUUAGAAACAAUCAUAGGAGCUUUCCAAAUGUCUUAUAAUAAAGUUUUUAUCGUAAUACAAAAACAUGUGCUUUUGAGAAAUGUGUUUAUGCCAUAUUAAAUAUAAUGACUUUAUUAACUUUAUUAACUUUAUUAACUUUAUUAACUAUCCAAUAACAUGAAUGUUAUCAGGCUGUUUUGUAAUUACUGUAAAAAUACAGCCAAGGUUUCUAUAGUUUGUCUUACAGUCUAGCUAUGCCAUAACACAAAUCAGCAGUAGUCGCUGGAAGGGUAAUCUUUCUUCUCU